AUGCUUCAGCUUCAGAAAAACCAUGUGGGCGCCAUCAAUAGCUGUCAUCCCUACAUCCAUGUGUCAUCCCUCCUCUCCCCUCCUUUUCCUCUGUCCUCGGCUGCACCGCUCAUCCUCAGUCCGCCUUUUCACACACAUUUUCGGCUUUUCACAUUGCGGAGAAACGCUGUAGAUCAACGAAGAAGGUCCAUUUACACAAAAAUAUCAAGAAGACCCAGGAUGCGGCUGGAGAGGCGGUGGCUGUGGGCUCUGCUCCUGUCCCUGCUGCUGGGAUCGGGCCGAGCUCAAGACGACUCCGACUCUGAGAUGGAGGUGGAGGACAGUCUGGGUCUGGACGAUGAGGAAAUGAGGGUCCUGAUGUCAGAGGAUGAAGCCGUCGCCAAAAGGUUGGACAUGGAGAGCAAGAAGACUGCGGCCGACUCUGCAGACGCCAACAUCUCCUUUCAGGUGACAUACAAGACCCCUGUGCCCACCGGGGAGGUCUACUUAGCAGAGACGUUUGAUGACGGAUCCCUUGAGAAUUGGCAACUGUCAAAAACUGUGAAAGGCGACGCUGAUGAUGACAUUGCAAAAUACGAUGGGAAGUGGUCAGUGGAGAUGCUGAAGGAGAAUAAAGUCCCUGGAGACAAAGGUUUAGUCCUGAAGUCCAGAGCGAAGCACCACGCCAUCGCUGCUCUGCUCAACAAACCGUUUGUGUUCAAGGACGAUCCUCUGGUCGUGCAAUAUGAAGUGAAUUUCCAAGAUGGCAUAGACUGCGGCGGCGCGUACAUAAAACUCCUCUCAGAUGAAGGAGAUCUGAACCUGGAGCAGUUCCACGACCGCACUCCUUACACCAUCAUGUUUGGACCGGACAAGUGUGGAGAAGAUUAUAAACUCCACUUCAUCUUCAGACACGAAAAUCCUCUAAACAAAGACGUGGAGGAGAAACACGCUAAGAGAGCCGACGUGGACCUCAAGAAGUUUUACACGGACAAGAAGACUCAUCUCUACACACUGGUCCUAAACCCAGACAACAGCUACGAGAUGCUGAUCGACCAGUCCAGCGUGAGUCGUGGAAACCUGCUUCACGACGUGGUCCCUCCGGUGAAUCCUCCGCGGGAGAUCGACGACUCCAGCGACUCCAAACCCGAGGACUGGGACGAGAGGGCCAAGAUCCCCGACCCUGAAGCUGUGAAGCCCGAGGACUGGGAUGAGGAGGCCCCAGCUAAGAUUGAAGAUCCAGACGCCCUGAAACCGGAGGGUUGGCUCGACGAGGAACCUGGAUUUGUCCCUGACCCCAGCGCGGAUAAACCUGACGACUGGGACGAGGAGAUGGACGGGGAAUGGGAGGCUCCUCAGAUCCCGAACCCGGCCUGUGAGACUGCCCCCGGCUGUGGGGAGUGGAAGCGUCCCCAGAUCAACAACCCCAAAUACAAGGGCAAGUGGAAGGCUCCGCUCGUGGACAACCCUAACUAUCAGGGAGUGUGGAAGCCCCGCAAAAUCCAGAACCCGGAGUUUUUCGAGGACCUGCACCCGUUCAGGAUGCGACCGUUCAGAGCCGUCGGCCUGGAGCUGUGGUCCAUGACGUCUGACAUUUAUUUCGACAACUUCAUCGUCACGUCUCACAAAGAGGUGGCCGACCGCUGGGCCUCGGACACAUGGGGGCUCAAGAAACUGGUGGCCAGCGCCAAUGAGCCGGGGAUCUUUGCUCAGCUGACGAUGGCCGCGGAGGAGCGCCCGUGGCUCUGGGUGGUCUACGUUCUGACUGUGGGACUCCCGGUGGGUCUGGUCGUGCUCUUCUGUUGGCCAAAGAAAACAGAAGAUGAGUAUGUGUACAAGAAGGUGGACGUCCCCGCGGAGGACGCAGAGGAGGAGGAAGAGGAGGACGAAGCUGCUCUCGCCGAGGAACAAGGACCAGAGAACGGAGACGCCACGUUGGCUGAAGCUGAUGAGGAGGAGGAGGAGGAGGAAGAGGAAGAUGAGGAAGAAGAAGAGGAGGAGGAGGAGGAGGAGGUGAACGGUCUUUCAGGGGACGAUGACGAGGAAGGAGAGGAGGAAGCCAAAGCCACAGAGACGAGCGACCUGAGCAAAGGCGAGGGCGAGGGCGAGGGCGAGGAGGACGGUCACAAACAGUCAGUGAGAAAGCGAAAAGUCCGUAAAGACUGA
Knipowitschia caucasica is the source of this 2145-nucleotide messenger RNA. Lineage: Eukaryota; Metazoa; Chordata; Actinopteri; Gobiiformes; Gobiidae. The record is from the annotation of a GenBank genome assembly.